AUGACGCAUCCACAGCAGCAAGGGGGGCAACUCCAGACGACGAACCCCACCAACAACCCCCAGCCGGGCACCCAGACGGCGACGCAACCUCUGAACCCCAUGGCAAUGCUACUCCAGUCGAUGACCCUCCUCACUCAGUCCAUGGUGCAGCUUGCGAACUACACCGCUAGGACCAACAGUCUGAAGGCCGUCCAGAAGCCCUCUCCCUUCAAAGGUGAACAAGGAGGUGAGGCACGACGUUUCCUAGCCGCGUUCACCCUCUGGGCCAUGUCUCAAGGCUCGACGCUCAAUCACGUCAAUGCCAUGGGCAACGCAAUCAGCGCGCGCGAUGACCAGUGGAUUAGGGCGGUCCUCUCCUUCAUGCAGGACAGCGCAGCUCUCUGGGCUACUCCGGCGAUGGAAGAGAUCAUGCAGGGCACCACCCCGUUCAAAGGCUCGUGGAUGAAGUUCCGCACCCAGUUCAAGACCCGUUUCGAAACGGUCGACGAGGCGGUCGACGCAAAGGAGCGUCUCCGCACGCUGUGGCAAGGUACCAUGACUGUUCCGGAGUAUGCCGCAUGGUUCAAUGAGCUCUCCACCUGCACGGGCUACUCUAAGGUGGACCUCCGAGACCGCUUCUACGAGCAUCUAACAGGCUCCAUCAAGGAUGAGUUGAUACACACAGCAAGGCCCAUCGCUUCGUUGGAGGACCUCAUCACUGUCUCCUCCAAAAUUGAUCGUGGACACAUCACCACCACCACCACCACCGCGACCAAGCCGGCUGUCCCGCUGUAUACCACCCCCUUCACACCGCCUACUAGAGACCCGAACGCGAUGGACAUUGAUGCGACCCCGCAUGUCAAGAAGGACGGCGGCCACGACCGGGACAUCUGCGGCUACUGUCGUCGCGUAGGGCACCGCGAGACAGUGUGCAUGGACAAGUUCCUAAAGAAGCCCUGCUCACAGAGGCUCGCCGCCACGGAGGAGGGACCUGAGGAGCCCCAAGUCGCAGCAUCAACAUCAACGUCUGCAGAUGCUGGAGCAACCAACUCCCUCAUCGCGCAGCUCAUGGAGCAGCACAAGGCCCUCGCCGAUCAGCUUGCCUCCCUCCAGAAGUCUUUUUAG
Messenger RNA from Dichomitus squalens LYAD-421 SS1, 1104 nucleotides. RefSeq lists its product as uncharacterized. Lineage: Eukaryota; Fungi; Basidiomycota; Agaricomycetes; Polyporales; Polyporaceae. The coding region runs from base 1 to 1104 and encodes 367 amino acids. The transcript is spliced from 3 exons. The record is from RefSeq and is a predicted model, not a curated record.